AUGAUGUGGGGGCUGUGCUUGAUUGUUAGUCUUGUCUUGUAACGCGAUGGCGAAGCGGAAGGCGCCGCAGGGAAAUUCACAUUUCGUUGUACCGAGCGUCAUACGCUUUCUCCUGUUAAACCAAGAUAGUCAAGAUGGAUUCUUUGAUUCGGCUGGAGACUUUUGUAUGCGCGUCGGUGACGUGCGUGCUGGCGUCCGGUCCGAGUGCGGGAACUCACCCUGGGUCGCGGACUGGUCGCGCCUGCUGUUUCUGCUGGGCACCUCUGGUGUGCUGCAGGUCUUCAAAUCCCAAGGCGAUAACUAUGUCCGCCUUUCCAGCAGGUACCUGGACGUACCCGCGGAGCUAGCCUACAGCCGCCUGCUGCAUGCGACCAGCCCAGACGCACGCAUAGCAGCACUUUCCACCGGCGCCAGCGCCGCGCCGACGGGGCCAGCAGCACCUGCACCGGCACAAACACGUAGCAGGCGCGGCGCACGCCGCGGUGCACGCGGGGCGCCUGGGCCACGUGGCACUGCGCGUGCCCCCAUCUUCGACUUUGGCGCCCCAGCGCCAGGCUUCGGCUACGCUGCCGCCCGGCCACCGGAGGCCGUCUUCUUUGAGGGCGGCUGGGAGGAUGAUGAGCAGGGCGACGGCGACGGUUACAGCGACGGCGGAUAUGAGGAUGGUGACGGCGGGUACAUGGAUGGCGGAUACGGGGAUGGUGACGGCGGGUACAUCAAUGGCGGAUAUGGGGAUGGGGACGGCGGACACAUGGACGGUGGGUACGGGGAUGGUGACGGCGGUUACAGCGACGACGCUUACAGGGAUGGCGACGGCGGUUUCAGCGACGACGAAUACGGGGACGCCGCCUGCGCGCCGCCAUCGCUACCUCAGCUGCUGGCGGCAGGGCCGCUGCGGCUGUGCAUUGGCGGCGACGGCCGGGCGCGUGUUUUGUGGGGCGUGGAGGCACAUGAGGAGGUGGGGGCCAGGGGUGCUGGCGAAGCUGCUGGCGGCAGCGGGGGCACAGACCAGCAGGGCGGGAGCAGCAGAGACGCCGACACUGGUUGUCCCGAUGAUGAGGCCAGCCUGAUGCAGAUGCUGCCGGACAGGCUGCGGGACCACGUGCUCUCAGCCGCUGGCGAGCGCCGGCGUGCAAGCGCUAUGGCGGCCGCGCCUCCUGGCGGCGCCUCCGCCUCCCGCUCCUCUUCCACCUGCUCUUGGCUGGUGGUGGACGUGGCGGUGGACGAGGGGCGGCCGGUGCAGGUGACGUUUGCGGACGGCACCAAGACACGACUGCCGGCGGGCGUGCAGGUCUGCAUUGGGGAGGCGCUGGCGGCGCUGCACAGCUACGCCCGGGACUGUGCCCGCAGGCAGCAGCUCGAGCGGAGGCAGCUGCUAGGUGGGCAUGGCGGCGGCGGCGCUGGCGGCGGUGCUGGGGGGGCCAUAGACGUCGAGGAAGACCUUGGUGCGCAAGCAUACGAGCGCCUGUGGAAGCGGGCACGGCUAGCUUCCACCGUCGUGGUCGAGGGCGCGGCUGCAGGCGGCAUGGCCGCGGCGCCAGUCGCCGCCGCCGACCGCGGCGCCGAUGGCGAGGAGGACGACGGCACGGCGGCGGGCGCAGACGAGUGGCAUGACUUCCAAGACGAGGUAGCGGAGGCGGAUGCGGAGCUGUUUGGGACGCCUGUGGGCGGGGCCAGCGCUAGCGCUGCCACGGGCGCUGGUGCUGGUGCUGGAGUCGGUGCUGGCACCGGCAACGGCAUGAGUGGGCGGACCGGAUCCGAGGUCGCGGCAAGAAGAGGAGCUGUAGGCGGCGAGGACGGAGGAGGUGGUGGAGGUGGGGAGGGCGGCUGGGCGCUCCAAGCUGCGCGGGCUGCGUCAGCCUUCGACAGCGCCAACCGCUGCUGCCCGCCCGGGACGCUGCAUAGGAUCAGCGCCGUCCGCGAGCCUGGGUCGGGCGCGGUGGUGGGUCUGACGUACCGCCUCGGCCGCCACGUACCCGGGGUGGCGGCGGCGCUGGCAGACGUGCUGUCAGACCUGGCGGGCCGAGGGCAGGCAUGCCGUCGAGGCGGGGCCAGAGCUACAGGAGCAGGCGGCGGAGGGCAGACCGCUGCAGCAACUAGCUUGGCUGGCUCGCUGCUGCUGCUGGGCCGCCCCGGCGCGGGCAAGACCACACUGCUCCGCGACAUCGCCCGCUUCCUGGCGGACGACCUCGGGCUGAGCGUGGUGGUGGUGGACACAAGCAACGAGAUUGCGGGCGGCGACGCCGUGCCGCACAGCUGCAUCGGCAGCGCGCGGCGGCUCAAGGUGGGGCGGCGGGACCAGCUGCAGGCGGUCAUGUUGGAGGCGGUGCAGAACCACGGGCCGCAGGUGGUGGUGGUGGACGAGCUGGGCAGCAGGCAGGAGGCGGAGGCGGCUCGCAGCAUCUCGCAGCGCGGGGUGAUGCUGGUGGCGACUGCGCACGGCACCGACCUGCGCUCCAUCAUGGGCAACCCCGACCUCAACAGCCUAGUGGGAGGAAUGCAGACUGUCAUCCUGGGCGACGCAGCGGCAGGCGCCGCGCAGGGCGGUGCCAAGACGCGGACGGAGCGACGCGGCGAGCCUACCUUCAGAUGCCUUGUGGAGGUGCACGGCGCCGGCGUGCUGCGUCUGCGGCCCGACGUGGCCGCCAGUGUGGACGCGCUCCUCGGCAAUGACAAGGGCAUCAGUGGCAGUUUGGGCAUGGCGCAUGCGGCCGGCGGCGGCCUCGAACGCGGUGCUGCCGCACAGCAGCCGCAGCAGCACCCACGGGCCGAGGGGCGGCCGUGGGGGCGUGGAGGAGGAGGAGUGGGACGUGGUGGUGCCCUGCCGCAGCAGUUUUCAUGUGGGUCGGGCCAUGCCGUCCAGGCGCCGGGCAAUCUGAUGGUGGUGUAUGCCAGCGGCGCCGCUGGCGGAAGCCAGGGGGAAGGUGGGCGAGCUGGGUGGGAAGCAGGGCAGGAGGUGAUGCUGCCGCCCAUGGAGCAGCUGCGGUGGACAGGGGCUGCGGCUGGCGGCGGCAGUGGUAAUGGUGGUGCAGAGGGGGGUGGGUCACGCGGGUGCAAAGAGAUGUGCGUGCGGCUGUUGCUGCCCGGUGACUCGUCCACUUAGAUGUUACGCGUGCAGCUGCUGGAAACUGCUAAUUCCAGCAGCUCCAGGCUGCAAGGCAUGCGGGAGCGAUUCUAAUUUGCUCUAGCAGGUGACCAUGCCGUCCCUGCUUUCGAAUGCGUUGUGCGACUGCUGCAGCGGGUGCAGCGGGUGGGGGGCUCGCGUGGUUGGCGGCGGUCGUGGCCCUCCCCACGACUGAUCGAUUACGCAGCUGAGCAUAUAUUGUCGUGUAUAUGCGAGUCAGACGGCUCGGGUUCGGAUUCGAGCGGGCUCGGUGUCUCGUGUAGGUGGGUC
Messenger RNA from Chlamydomonas reinhardtii, 3394 nucleotides. RefSeq lists its product as uncharacterized. The transcript is spliced from 12 exons. The record is from RefSeq and is a predicted model, not a curated record. NCBI's taxonomy places the organism in Eukaryota, Viridiplantae, Chlorophyta, Chlorophyceae, Chlamydomonadales, Chlamydomonadaceae. The coding region runs from base 167 to 3103 and encodes 978 amino acids. Gene Ontology annotation, molecular function: ATP hydrolysis activity.